UAUGUUAGUUCACUACAAUCAGACUCGGCUCUGCCUACCUCUUCGAGAUUUGAGUUCGUUCUGACAUUUGCAUUCUCAAACUCCUCCGCUACUCGUCCUCCCCAGUCCCAUCCUCGCCAUGUCUAGCCGUCCUCUGGUAAUAUUUACUCAGCCUUUCUCUUCAUCUCUUUGAUACGAUUUGGAUCGUCCGUCCAAGGACGCCAAAAGGAAUAUGAUGUUCAAACUUUAGUAUUUAUCCAAUAUCUCAAAUCAUCAUCAUCAUCAAUGAAUACAAUGAAACGUCACUGGUCUACACGGGCUUAGUUUAGGCCCCAUGCUAAUUUAAGGCCCAGAAAAUAUACAAAGCUAGGUUAUACCAAAAUCCAAAAAAAAAAUUCAAUUAUAAAUACCCUUUCCUCUGAACCCAAGAUCCCUCCUCUAACUGCACAAUAUAGCCGCCUCUCGAAAACCUAGCCAAUUCGAUCUUCUCAACUUGUCUCCAAUGGAGAGAUCCACGAUCAAAGGGAUGAGUCUGCUGACGUUAAACGAAAGUGAUAUUAAGAAAACCAGACCGAGAAAACGCGACAUUGGGAGGAUUCGCGUAAGAGGAUAUAGCUCUAACCUUCCCCAUGAUGAUGUAGUAAACGCAUUGAGAAAACAUUUCUCUUCAUGUGGAGAGAUCACAGAUGUUUAUGUCCGCGAAAAGAAUAAUGUUCUAAACACUUGGAGUUUUAUUUAUUUUCUGGGAGAUGGCGCAGUGGAAAAGGCCUUGCAACUUAGUGGAAUUGACGUGGGAGGAUGGACCGUCAUUGUUGAGCCUGAUCCGUUUCCGGAAGAUGCAGGCUGGGACCCUGUUGUAAUUGUUAAAGGAUAUGACAUUCUUCUCGACAAUGCUGAUAUCGAGAAAAUGUUGUUUGAACAUUUCUCUUCAUGUGGAGAGGUCACUGAAAUCCGUGUUUACGAGAGGAGCAUAGGCGCAGCAGUUGUAGACGUUUAUGGAGAAGGUGCAGAAGAAAAUGUGCUGGAUCUUGAUGGGAGCAACAUGGUUGGACGCAAAAUUAGUGUUAAGCUUUAUACUGAGCCAACUGUUUACAGUGUCCACCCUCGUCCUCGACAUAACCGUACUUAUUAUCCUGGUACAUUGUUUUGAUUCUUGAUUCCUUCUUCCUCAUAACUAACAAAGUAGAACCAUGGUUGUUUAUUUUAGUUAACAAGGCUAACAACUCUUUUUUUUUGAUCAAACAAGGCUAACAACUCUAGGAUGCCACUUCUCAAGAGUAGAAAAUCUCUCUUCUACUGCGAGAAGACAAAGACAAGCUCCAUGUUGUUUGUAUCUUUGUGAAAUAAAUGCAACAUUUUACUUUAUUACUUUUAUAUGCCUUUUUUUCUAUCUGGAUUUUAAAAUAAACUCUGAUGCUUUCAUUGUAACUCUUUUAAAGUAGUGUGUUUUAUACUUCGAGCUUUAAACUAUUGGUAGUUGUUGCUGUAUCAAUAUCACUUUUCGAAGAUGUUGCAUGUUCUUAUUUGCACAAUCAAAUAUGAAACUUCAAAGUUUGUCGAUCUCGUAAUUG
Molecule: messenger RNA, 1550 nt
Organism: Eruca vesicaria subsp. sativa (arugula)
Lineage: Eukaryota; Viridiplantae; Streptophyta; Magnoliopsida; Brassicales; Brassicaceae
Source: the annotation of a GenBank genome assembly